GCACAAGUUAAACUUUACUCAUUUUUUGUCACGUCGCUGGACACGCCCACAUCAUAACUCCCAACGAAAAUGAGCGACUUUCCAGAUAACAGAUUUUUGUUAUAAAAACGUUUCUCCAAAUGUUCAUUUUGGUUCUGCGAAAGUAAAAAUGUCCAGUUUUCUUGAUGUUAGAGGAACGUGUUUUAAAAGGUAUGAUGCUCCUCAAACGUUCUUUCAACUUAAUUUUGAUUUAAAAUUCAACAGACCAACAUCAAGUGACCACAUCAAAUUGACUGCCCUCUACAGGACAAACUUAAACUACAUUACCCUUUAUUCAUCCAAAUGUUUCCUCAUCUGCUACAUCUUUGGUGCAUGUGAGCUUCAAGAGCUGGUACUUCCGGGGCUACUAGUCAGUCAGAGAAAUACCAUUUGGGAUAGAUGGGAGAACUAAUGCUGUAUUCCAGGUAUUAUAUAGACCCUUUCGGGAUAUUAACAAUUCAAAAACCACCACAAGUCUGUUUAUAACUAGAGAUGUCAUAGUAACAGGUCUGUAACAUCAACACUCGUCUAUUCAUCGCUCACAAUGGUCACAUGAUCACAGUCAACACUAGAGAGGGGCUGCUGGGAAGUUUUGUUUUCUCACCUCUUGCUACAGAGGAAACUGUAUUUAUGGCCAUAUUAAGAGUUUCAUGAGACACCAGAAAGCACACAAGAUCACUGUCAGAAUAAAAACAUUUGAAGAUAUCAUAUGAUGAGAACCUUUAGAUAUAAAGAUGCAAGUUUAAUAUUCCGUUACUCUAUUAAUUACUUUUAUUUUGUUAUUUUAGUCUAAUGUCAUCUCUGAUGUUGCUUUAUUUAGACCUUGCUAUGUGAGCACUGGCUGAAGAGUCAUAUCCUCAUGUUAAAUAUAAAGUGUUUGACCACAUAAAAUCCCCACUGCUGGUGUCACUCUAUUCAUUUGUUCUGUUGUCUCUGGUCAUGAGUGUUCGUGAAACAGGCUCACUAUUGGCUGAUUCAGAGAUUAAGGGCGGCCAUUUUGAGUUGACAUCAUUGUAGUCCUUAGUUCACAACACUUAAGUCAGCACUGUUAAUGGCUCCUCCUCUUCCUCUGGUGUUUCUGCUCAUGAUUCACGUGUGUGUUUCAGGGGUUUCUAGUGCUGAUUGGGGUGUGAGUUACAGUCCUUCACACAUCUGUGCACUAAAGGACUCAUCAGUGAUAAUGAGAUGCACUUAUACAUACCCUACUGGAUAUAAGAUCAAGAAAGUGUUCUGGACCAAAACACUGGUAAAACAUAAUGGAGAGCAUCCAGAUCUGUCUGAGGACCCUGAAUACAGUCAGAGGCUUCAGUAUCUGGGAGAUAAACAGAAGAACUGCACCAUUAGACUGAGUCAUGUGACACUGAAGGAUUCACACAAGUACUAUUUCAAAUUCAACACUGAUAAAGACAAAUGGAUUGGUUAUCCAGGAGUGACUCUUACUGUCACAGAUCUUCAGGUGGAGUCUCCUGAGAGAGUGACAGAGGGAGAUUCAGUCCGUCUGACAUGUAAAAGCAGCUGCACUCUGACUGACAGAGCAACAUUCAUCUGGUACAGAAACUCACAGCCAUUAACUGAGAGAAGAGACAGAAACAAUGAACUCCUGCUGCAGUCAGUCAGAAGAGAGGAUGCAGGCAGAUAUAGCUGUGCUGUACACGGACACAAUCACAUCUCUCCUGCUGUUCAGCUCAAUGUCAUGUUUCAUCAUGGUGCUGGUAGGAAUGUGAUUGUGAUCGCAGCAGCAUAUGGAGGAUUAUUUUUCGUCAUUGUCGUCAUCAUCAUCAUCAUCAUCAUAAUGAUAAUUCAGAGGAAAAUGAAGAGCAGAAGAUCUGCACUACAUAAGUAUGAGAACGAUGAUCCCAGUGCAGACACAUAUACAGCUCUUGAACUCAGGUCCAGAUCUUCUGACCUCUACGACACACUCACCACUAUCCAUCCCAGACCUGCUGAUCACCAGUCGAGCUCUUCUGAAUAUGAGAAUUAGUCACCACACAGCAAGAAUCCACGGUAAAAUGAAGCACGAGUUAAACUUUACUCAUUUUUGGUCACGUCGCUGGACACGCCCACAUCAUAACUCCCAACGAAAAUGAGCGACUUUCCAGAUAACAGAUUUGUGUUAUAAAAACGUUUCUCCAAAUGUUCAUUUUGGUUCUGUGAAAGUAAAAUGUCAAGUUUUCUUGAUGUUAGAGGAACGUGUUUUAAAAGGUAUGAUGCUCCUCAAACGUUCUUUCAACUUAAUUUUGAUUUAAAAUUCAACAGACCAACAUCAAGUGACCACAUUGAAGUGACUGCCCUCUACAGGACAAACAUAAACUACAUUACCCUUUAUUCAUCCAAAUGUUUCCUCAUCUGCUACAUCUUUGGUGCAUGUGAGCUUUAAGAGCUGGUACUUCCGGGGCUACUAAUCAGUCAGAGAAAUACCAUUUGGGAUAAAUGGGAAAACCAAUGCUGUAUUCCAGGUAUUAUAUAGACCCUUUCGGGAUAUUAACAAUUCAAAAACCAGCACAAGUCUGUUUAUAACUAGAGAUGUCAUAGUAGCAGGUCUGUAACAUCAACACUCGUCUGUUCCUCGCUCACAAUGGUCACAUAAUCACAGUCAACUCUAGAGAGGGGCUGCUGUGAAGUUUUGUUUUCUCACCUCUCUCGCUACAGAGGAAACUGUAUUUAUGGCCAUAUUAAGAGUUUCAUGAGACACCAGAAAGCACACAAGAUCACUGUCAGAAUAAAAAUAUUUGAAGAUAUCAUAUGAUGAGAACCUUUAGAUAUAAAGAUGCAAGUUCAAUAUUCAGUUACUCUAUUAAUUCAUUUUAUUUUGUUACUUUAGUCUAAUGUCAUCUCUGAUGUUGGUUGCCCUGUUGCCUUAUUUACACCUUGCUAUGUGAGCACUGGGUGAAAGUGUCAUAUCAUGUUAAAUAUAAAGUGUUGAGCACAUAAAAUCCCCA
Molecule: messenger RNA, 2957 nt
Organism: Megalobrama amblycephala (Wuchang bream)
Lineage: Eukaryota; Metazoa; Chordata; Actinopteri; Cypriniformes; Xenocyprididae
Product: B-cell receptor CD22-like
Exons: 9
Coding region: 1070-1999 (309 amino acids)
Source: RefSeq, a predicted model, not a curated record